This is a messenger RNA of Amphimedon queenslandica, 822 nucleotides long. RefSeq lists its product as uncharacterized. The transcript has 2 exons. The record is from RefSeq and is a predicted model, not a curated record. The coding region runs from base 107 to 727 and encodes 206 amino acids. Lineage: Eukaryota; Metazoa; Porifera; Demospongiae; Haplosclerida; Niphatidae.
ACCUAGUCCUAAACUGCAGACCUACGUAUCAGUGUUAAGUACUGGCCCAGUGGGUCCCAGUGAUACUGUAGGAGGAGCAGAUAAGCAGCUGAUUCUUGCCACUUGUAUGAGUGAUGGCCUCAUAUUAAAGCCAUCAAGACCUGCUAUGUCUCUGGACUCUACUUUCCUUCAGCGAGCACUUGGUAAAGGAGGGCCUGAUGGAUAUCUCACUGCAACUUAUACUGAAGUGUCUGGUUAUACUUGGUAUUACAUACUGGGAGCUGAGCUUAAAAGUGACUAUCAAAUGUCCGUCACAGAAUUACCAGCUGCUCGUGAUGGUACCAAGCCUAAGACCUCCUUCCCGGAGUCAGUAGCAGUUCAAUACGACCUUGACAAAACUGUUGGAUCAAAUUACGUGAAAAUAUCAGAUUCAAGUGCAAAGCUGACGAUAAAAUCCUGUCAAGUAUCAGAUUUCCAACACUGGUACAUAGCACCUGUACUACCAGGUAGUGGUGGGGCAUUGCUAGGAGAGCUGGAUAAGGUAGUACCAAUAUCAGAGCAGAGGGUUCUCACUGUAAUCCUCUUCGCUGGUACUUAUGUUGUUAAGAUGAGAGGAGCUCCUGGAGAAGUGGUAUCAAUGUCGACAAUAAAUACUAGUGAUGGUAAAGUGACUAGUAUUGAUUGCACAUUGGACUCUACAGGUGCUGGUACGCUAGGGUUCUCUGAUGUUAAGAACCUAUCCUGCUAAAUCACUAACCAAGCUAUUAUUAUUGCUAGCUGAUAAAACUGCUUUUUGCUAUGCAGAAUUCUAGUUAGUAUUUUAAGUUUAUUAAUAUUAAUAAA